CAAUCCAUGUAAAAUAUAUUAGGGUUCAUCAAAUCCGGAACAACUAGAAGAUUAGUCGCACAUUAUGAGAUUUAGAAAGAUGAAGGUUGAGAACAUUACCAUGAUGACAACGACGAUGAAGAGGGAGGGGUCGACAAUACUGUAUAUAUAUUGAGUUAAUAGACUACACCAGGCAAAAUUGCGACAGGGGAAUAAUCGUUGGGCGAAAACGAUGGAAACCGACCAAUCUACUACCACAAAUGAAUAUCAAAACCCCACAGAAUAGAAGUUUAUUUCGUAAUCUCAAUAACGUAAUAUACACGGUAUUACCAAAUACGACCACAAACAUGGGAACUACAAUGGAUGAAAUACAAGAUAUGAUUAAUGAAAUAAAAACAUUAACAAAAGUUUGGAAUCAAAUUGGACAGAGUUUCAGCUAACUUCAAACACAAGAAAGAAAGAAAGAAAGAAAGAAAGAAAGAAAGAAAGAAAGACCAAAGUCUCAAAGUAGGGGUGUGUAGUGUGUGUUCUUCUCUUGCAAGCUUCUAUUUAUACGAAGAAGCUCUAACGUGAUCUAGGAACAUGACUGUGUUCCAGACCGUGUUCAUAGCUGGACGCUAGAUCGAUGUGUCAGCAUGGUAGAGAUUGAUUGGCUGAAUUUUUUACUCAACGUGGUCGACGAAGACGGUCGUGUUCCAGACCGUGUUGACUAGUCAUGGACGAAACUAUCGCUUGAUCUCUUUAAACGUGCAGAAAAGGUUGACGUGCCCAACAACCACGACCAUGUUCCUGAGCCAUGUUAGAUCCAACAACCGACAACGUCGUAAAUGUGAUUCCAUCGAAAUAAAUGUGAAACGUGAUUCUGACAGUGAACAUGGCUCUGUUCAUGCCCACAUUCACCCUUUGACAGCUCCUUGACUUUUAUUGACGUGGUCUUCAAUGUGGCCUUAAACGUGGUAUGUGAACAUGGCAUGUUGAUGCCCACAUUGACCCUUUGAAAGCUUUUUGACUUUUGUUGACGUGGUCUUCAACGUGGCCACGUUCCAGGGUGUGUUGCACUGAACGUGGUCUGUGAACAUGGCCAUGUUAAUGGCCACGUUGACCCUUAGAAAGCUCUUUGACUUUUGUUGACGUGGUCUUCAACGUGGCAACGUUCCAGGGUGUGUUGCCCUGAACGUGGUAUGUGAACAUGGCCACGUUGAUGCCCACGUUUACCCUUUGAAAGCUCCUUAACUUUUGUUAACGUGGUGUUCAACGUGGCCACGUUCUAGGGUGUGUUACCCUGAACGUGGUUUGUAUUCAUGUUGAUGCCCACGUUGGACCUUUUGACAACUUUUCCUUAUGUUUAGUAGGAGACGGUUUGACUCUGCAUUGCUAACUACCUCUUUCUUCGUGUUUUAUCACCAUAAUACACACUGGGUUUCGUAUAUUGACACCAAAAGGGGAAGCGCCAAAUUUCAAACCCUAACCAUCUUUUUGUAGAAGCAGCUCAUUUUUUCGUUCUUAUUAGAUAGAAUACCCUAAAACAUCACUCAAACACAAAACCAAGCGUAAAAUCGAGAAAUCAAAUAAACUUGGUACCGUUUAGGUCAUUUUAGGAUGCAAAAGUGUAGGUGAAUAUAUGUAUUGUAGACACCACAUUUUGUCCGGAGCAACCAUCCUACUCAAAACUCGAAAGAAUAUCCUAAUUAAAAUUCAAAAUGGAAAUUAAAGUGAAAGUGAAAGUUUGGACGAGGUUGGUUGAGAUUAGCAGUGGCAAAUCAAUAAGUACCAACGAUUUCCAAGUUCACUUUUUAUUUAGUCCUAAUAUUUGUACUAGGUUAGUAGUGGCUAAUAGCUCCCAAAUUCGCUUUAUUUAUAACAAGAGUAGUAUGCCGUCACAACCUAUACUAAUAUUACCAUAUCUAGUUAACGAUUGGUGGCAUAGGUUUAAAAUUGCUCAAAUGGGAUAGGUGGAAAAUGGUAAUCUUAGUAAUAUUGGUCAAAAUUCAUAGCUAGGAACUAUUUACUUAGAAGUUGGGAUUUGGGUUACGAUUGGAGAAAAAGCAAGCAAAUUGGGUUGGAAAGAAUCAUUGGAAUGUUUGGGCCAUACAUUUCAAUAAUUAAAUCAACAUUCUAAUGAUAAGUCACAAAAAUAAUUACAUGCGUAAUUACAAAGUAAAAAUGUACACUUAAUAAUUAUUACAUUUAAAAGAUCAACAAAUAAGAAAUUAAGAACAAAUACAAAGAAAAGACUUCUUCCAUCUUUGGGCACCAAUCAGAAUUGGAGGCCUAGCCUUUUAGGCUUUUUGGGCCUCCAUAGAUCAUCAUCUUGGGCCACAAACAUAUCAAGGACCAGCAAAAAAAACUAUUAGAAAUUAGCCCAAACCAGCAGCCCACAUUUAGACCCAAUUUUCAAACCAUAAACCCAAUUCAGGCCCAUGAUUUGUGGCCUAGUCCGAUUAGGUCAACCAAUUCAGUCAACCAAAGAAACACUGGUCGACCCGGUCACUUCUAUUCGAACCGGUCAACCAACCCCAUUGUCCAUAUCACAUCCCAAGAGGCAGCAGAUCCAUAUCACAUCUCAAGAGCCAACAGAUUUUUACUGCCAUUCUCUCAAAAACAACAAAACGACCACCUCCUCUUAAGACCAACAGAAUUUUGCCAUCACAGGGGAUGGAUCAGUCCACCACUUCAAGAACAAAUACAAAGUGGCCAGCACAAAAGGAAGCUUCAGUAAAAGGGGAGUAUAUAUGAUGUUUCUUACCUCAACGAUAAGGGAGGCAGAGGGAAAGGAAAAAAGCUAAAAAUACUAAAGAGACAGAGCACUAAACACUAAAGGUGCAGACCAGGAGCAUUAAGAAGCACGAAGGGGGCAGAGAGUCAGAGAUAGCAAGAAGCCAUCGCCGUCAAACUCCACCACCAAACAACAAAAUACACAGGUUGGUGUUUCUUCACUCCACCAAUCACACAAGCAUAUAUUCAUCCAUAUAUCCAUAUAGUAAUAUGAAAUCAUUUAAUAUGAUUGUAACUGAUGCUUCUUAUUUCAUAAUCCAUUAGAUAGAGUGCUUAAAUCUUUAUGUGAAGCGGGCAUCAAGAAAUUUUGAUUUUUGUAACAGGUAUGCCUCUUUACGCCGUUCAUUUCUUUCGUUAUAUGCUAUGAUAGACAUCUAGCUUUUUAUCACCUGCAUGCUAAGAAUCGACUUAGAUCGCUUUCAGUUUUCUAGAAAGCAUAAUUCUUGCUGAGUGUCUACCUAAACAUAGUGCUCUAAUCAGCUAGAUUAGUCCAUUUACUCUUUUAACACAUCAAUAAUCCAACAAUCCAUUCAAAACAAAAAAGGAAUUCAAACCAGACACUUGGGAGAGUAUUUUAAAAUACCUCUUUUUGUGUUUAAGGGCACCCUUUUUUUUACCCAAUUACCAAAUUUUGGUAAUUACAAAGUUCUCUUUUUAGUUAUUGUUUUGUAUGCCUAACACAAUAAAAGCCCUAAUGUUAUUGAGAAUUUCAUAUUUUACCAAUUCAUAUUAGUUUUUUUCAAUCAAUCGUUUCACCAAAUCCCAAUUCUAGAAGAAAGAUUCCCACCAAAAUUAUGGUCAUAAUGAGUAGCUUUGAUUUCAAAUUACCCUAGGAUCAUUAUAGACCUUCAAAAUUUAAUAAAGCAAGUUUUCAUCUUUAACAACAAGCCUAGCAGGGGUUUGAAAAAAGAUCUAUUUUCUUAACACCAAAGAGAUUCAUAAGUUUUUCUUAACAACCUAACAACUAAAAUUCUUAAGUUUUUCUUAGCAACCUCGUAAUAACCUAUUUAAAUUUUAUUAACAAAAUCCUUAAUAUGAGAAUCACAAUCAGUGGAACGUGGUUACAACUAAAUUAUCACAAUUCGAACGAACUACGUGGACUUUGAUCCCGUGUUACGGGUACGUAGGCAACUGAUAAGGUUUGAGUCCAACUAAUCAACAAACUUUAUCUUUAAAUUGUACGUUAGUGGGCGUAUAAUUAAAUCGUAAACUAAUAAGAUAAAAUAAUUUAAUGUUCUAGUGGGAACCCAAAAAUAUAAAAUUAUUACUAAAAAUACACCAACCCAUAAAAACUUAUCAACUUAAGUAGCACCAAUUUUGGGCGUUGUGAGAUGUGAUUUCACUUCCCCUGUUACACCCCGCUCUUCCCAAAAGUCAAAAUGACUAUUAUACCCUUGGGUCAACUUUCACCGUAAUGUCGAGGAGGACUUAAAAUGUGAACUAUCGGUUCAAGCGGUGUCGAAUUUCGACAUAAAAUGAGAAAGUUACGGACAUUAAUUGAGUUUCGGAUUAAUUGAGUUUCGGAUUAAUUGAGUUUCGGAUUAAACAUCAACAUUGUGGUCAUUGGCCAUGUUGACUCUGGGAAGUCAACCACCACCGGCCACUUGAUCUACAAGCUUGGAGGUAUUGACAAGCCUGUGAUCGAGAGGUUCGAGAAGGAAGCUGCUAAGAUGAACAAGAGAUCAUUCAAGUAUGACUGGGUGCUUGACAAGCUGAAGGCCGAGCGUGAGCGUGGUAUCACCAUUGAUAUUGCCCUGUGGAAGUUCGAGACAACCAAGUACUACUGCACAGUCAUUGAUGCCCCUGGACAUCGUGAUUUCAUCAAGAACAUGAUUACUGAAGCAGGCCGUACCUCCCGAGGCCACCAACAAGCGGCGAAGCGGUGACCACAAGUAGACGAGAGAAAUAAGUGCUGCCAUUUAGAAGACAACUUGGAUUGAAUUAAUCCCUGGGUGAUAAUCGAAUUUCGGUGACCCGUGCUACCUGGUGCCGAUGAAAUGAGGCAGAGCAGCUCGCUCUCUUCCCCUGCAGCAGCUCUCGGCCAUGAGUGGAAAAUGGAGUGCGCUUUGAAUUAUUGGACCCGGAGAGAAGCGCGAGCAAUAUACUUGUUCCUAGCAUCGCCAUCAUUGGGAUCAGACAGGAGAAAGCGAAAUUUGACCAUCCUCAUGCUCUCGGUUACAGGUGAUGUGGGGUAUGACAAAAGAAGAUGGAAAACGAGAAGUGAUGGAGGAGGAAGUAAAAUCGGAUCAGUCAACUUGAUCAACCAAUUAGGUGAGUGUAAAGGGGGUAAAUUCUACGCCUUACGUAUUCUUUUAAGUAUUAUGAUUUUAAGUAUUUUUAGCGAAAUGGUUACCGUUGCUUGGUUAUGUUUAUGAUUGAUUAUUUGUGCUUUGCUUGAGCUAUGAUUUGAGGUGAUUUUGUGCUAUUUGAGGUGAUAUGAGGUGAUUUUGUGCUAUUUACCUUAAAGUGUUAUGUUUCAGUUAUUGUUAAAGUUUAAGAAGUAAGUUCUUUUUAAGGAGUAACUCACCUUCAAGAAGGUGAAGUCGUUUUAAGUGUUUUUAGUCACUAGCGCCAGUCCGUUGCCAUUUGAGAUUUUUCAGAUAGAGCAGUAGUUAUGCUCUUGAGAUCUUUGAGGCAGAGCAGCAGUUAUGCUCUUGAGACUUUUAAGAUGAGCAGCAGUUAUGCUCUUGAGAAUCGUGGUGAAGAGCCACCACGAUAAGUUUAAGAUGUUAGGGGGAUGAAUCGUUACGACUCCCCUAACUAAGUUUAAGUUUAAGGAAAGCUUUGAUGGCUUCUCAUACGUAUGAGUUGGCAACCGGACUAGCUAGUGAGGGAUCCACGUGUCAGUCAAGUAUUUAAGUCAAGAUUUGAGCUUUAAGAGAGGAGAGUAACUUCAACUCCCUCAAAGUUUAAGAGUUAAGAUUUUAAGAUUGAAAGUCCAAACAAUUUCCACUAGUCAAAGUUAAGUGUUUAAGUAAAGUAUUCAAGUAUUAGAAUUAUUAAAACGUAAGGGCGUAGACUGACCCCAACUCACUCACCAGGCCUUAGUAAUAAUUAUUAAAACGUAAGGGAGCAGACUGACCCCAACUCACUCACCAGGCCUUAGUAAGGAAAUGAGCGAGAACCAGAUCAGUAGCAGCUAGCUAGAGGAGCAGUGAGAGAGCAGCGAGUUCGAGAGGAAAAGUUCGACGGCAGCCAGCUAGAGGAGGGUAGUGCAAGAGUCACGGAGGAUGCCUAGUUAAGAUUUUUAGUAGCAGCAACGACAGAGACUACCUAGUUAUUUGCAUUUUAUGAUUAUGAGUAUAGACUGGAGAUCAGAUUGAGAUUUUAAAGUUUGAGCUUAUUUUGCCCAUGUGUUAGGGCUUUGCUUUGAACUACAAGAGUGUAUUUUCAGUAUUUUAUUAUGAGAUUUUUCCUGUUGAAAUUCAAGAUUUGGUUAUUUUAUUUUUCAAGGGCAUUUUAGUAAAAGUAGUACCCGGCCGGGUUAGGGUGUUACAUCCCCACGUAACCGUACUCCCGAACCCGAAUCUCCUAAUUGAAAACCAAGCCCAGUCCUGACGCUAAGGUUAGAACCGACCGAUGAGUGUUCGAUCCACUCCAAGUAAGAUCGAUGGUGACUCCAAAAGCGAACGCGACCGACCCCGGAGGGACGGUUGCGACAUGUAUAAUUCAGGUAUUAUCAAAUUCCCCCACAUUUAGUCCUUUGCUUGCCCUCAAGAAAAGCAUGAAAAAUGUAAUUUCAAUCAAAACCAAUUCCACAAGAACUCUAACCGUGAGUUGGGAAAAUGUGAAUCUCAUAUGAUUGCUAAAGAUGAUGCAAUAUGUAGCUUGAUGGAGAUGCUUUCAACCACCACCAAUGACAUUUGAUCAUAAUACUCAUGUGACAUGGGAUACUCUGAAUCUGAUUUAUAAGAAUAGUCUAGAAUAAUGAUUGGUCUUUCAUCAUAUUCAAUUGUUCAAACAUAGGAAUUGCAAAGCAUAGCAUAAGAGAUCGAGCAAAUAGAUCUUACUUGGAUUUUUAGAAAUGAUGGAAAGUCUCUCUCAAAAAUGCAAAAGCGUGAUGUACUUUGACAUACAUUUAGAAACACUCACCCUAUCAUCCCUCUGUCAUGAGCUUGUUGUUCGAGUCUCAAAAAUUGUGCACCAAUGACUUGUCAUGUAGGACUUUUGAAUUGGUAACAACGUGGUUGGUGGUAUGGACGUGUGGAAGGAUUAUUAUCUUGUGGUGAGUUCAAGGUUCCACAAAUUUUUAUACCAAAUACCAUGACUUUUCUGCAUUUCUUUGUAAAAUAGAAAGGGAGAAACAUUUUUUGAACUUUUCAGAAGCUUGAAAAUAAUCGAUGUGGCUUUUGAGAGAAAAAUGGCUCAUUUUUGUAAGUGCAAAAAAGAUGGCGGUCAAUUCUUAUCCUUUUCUUUUCUUCUUACCACCUAUAUUUUUUUGAAGGAAAUGGCCAACAUUUUGAUUUUUGCACAUGAAGAAACAGUUUCUCCCUAACUCAAUUGUUGUUUGAAUGUAAGCAGAAAGUCAUUUAUUUAAACAAAUCAAACUGAACCUUUGAGAAAUCUCUCUAAAAUAUUGGAGUUUGAAGAGCAAAUGGUUGGUUCAAAACACAACCGGAUGCUUUAGAUGUGGGAAAACGGGACAUAUCAAGGCUGAAUGUCCUCUAGUACAAAAAGAACAAGCCAUGGCUUCAACAUGGAGCUUCAGCCAAGAAGAAGAUGAAGAUGAAACAAGAGAAGAAAGUUACAUGGCUAUUGAUUUUGAGAAACCAUCAGAGGGACACAACUCAAACGAGGUAAAAUCUUCCAACCAUACUUAUCUUAGCGAUAGUGAUUACUAUAGUGAUGAUGAUCAAUUAGUGUCCACCAUCAAGGAAAUUCAGUUAGAAUUUGGAAAGGUUAAAGUAAAAUACUCAAAAUUAAAAUCUGAUUAUUCCAAAAUAAAAAUUGAAUAUGAUGAACUAAAGAAGGAGGCGUUCAGAUUAAAGGAAGAGUUAAAAGAAACUACUAAGAAAGUUGAAGUCUUAGAAGAUGAGAAAUCCAGUAUCACAGUAAAACUUCAAGAAUCAU
This is a messenger RNA of Linum trigynum, 7824 nucleotides long. Lineage: Eukaryota; Viridiplantae; Streptophyta; Magnoliopsida; Malpighiales; Linaceae. The record is from the annotation of a GenBank genome assembly.